This is a messenger RNA of Dibothriocephalus latus, 186 nucleotides long. The record is from the annotation of a GenBank genome assembly. Lineage: Eukaryota; Metazoa; Platyhelminthes; Cestoda; Diphyllobothriidea; Diphyllobothriidae.
UUGCACUCCGUUGCGGAUAUCUACUGUGAAUGCUGCCGCACUGUCCUUGGCUGGAAGUACGAGCAGGCUUUUGAACCGAGUCAAAAGUACAAGGAGGGCAAGUACAUCAUUGAACUGGCGCAUCUGAUCAAAGACAAUGGGUGGGACUGGUCAGUCUGCGAGUCUGAGCAGCGCAGGUUCUUGUGA